Molecule: messenger RNA, 982 nt
Organism: Dermatophagoides pteronyssinus (European house dust mite)
Lineage: Eukaryota; Metazoa; Arthropoda; Arachnida; Sarcoptiformes; Pyroglyphidae
Source: RefSeq, a predicted model, not a curated record
AUGGUACAAAAAAAUGAAGUUGAAUUUCCAGGUAUUACAAUUUGUGCACCGACUAUAUUUACACCGAAAUUAUUAUCAGAAUUUUAUCCAGAAUUAACUAAAUUCAUUAAUGAAAAUAUGAACAAUAAACAAUCAGAUUUGCUUCAUAAUACAAUAAAGUAUUAUGAAUCAAAAAUGUUGAACAGAUAUUAUAUUUUAGAAAUAUUAGAUGAAUUUAGUGUAAAAAUUGAUAAUGUAAUACGUUCAUGUCGUUAUAAACCAAUAAGAUAUCGUUAUAUAAAUCAAUCAUAUGGUUAUGUUCCCGAAUUAAAUUGUUCAUUAAUAUGGCCAGUAUUGGACAGUAUAUAUGCAGGUAAAAGAUGUUGGACAUAUUUUAGUAGAAUGUUAAAUAAUAGUGAAGAUUGGAAACAUCGUUUACCUAAUGUUACUUCGAAAAUUAUGCUAAAAAAUGAUUCGCCUGAUAAAUUUAUUCAUCAGUAUGAUUAUAUUAAAUUAUGUAAAAAAGUUUUCACACGAAUGAUAUUUGAUUAUAAUCCUUCCAUUACUAUUGAAUUGGAACUUGCUGAUGAACAAUGGAAAAAUUGGGCAAAUCCAAGAGAAAUUGGCAUAGCUGUACAUCCAGCUGAAAUAUUACCCGAAUUAAAACAUUUUGUUUAUUAUAAAUUAAAACGUAAUCAUAUGAUGGAAAUUUCAUUUAAAAAACGUAUAAUUAAUGAAACAGGUUAUAAUAAGAAUUGUCGUAUGUUUACAAAAAAUCAAUAUGGAAACAAAACAUAUCAAUCAUAUGAUGAAUGUGUUAAUCUUUGUAUUAAUUUGAAUUUAUUUUUUUCAAAUCCAACUUGUUUUACUUAUUUUCAAAUGAUUACAAAGAUAACUAUGCUUGAAAAUCAAGAAUAUUUUCAACUUUGUCCUCAUGAUAAACAGGAUUAUCUGUUAUAUCUUCAAUAUAGAAAUUAUUGUAUUGAAAAUUGUGAUAAAGAUU